GUGAGCAAGUGUCACCUUUUAGAGAGAGAAACAUAACUGAAAAUCAAUUUUUCUAGCUAGAGAGAGAGACACAUAGACAUACAACACAGAGAAAACAAACAGGCAUAAACAAACAUUAAACAGAUUCAUUGAUACGAACAAAAAUUCUUGUUCUUCCUAAGAAUUCCCGUCGCAAAUGGCAGCUGUUUCUUGAUCGUCCCGUACGAAUUGCAUUUUCCCCUAAUCAUAUUCUUCUCUCUCUCUACCCAAACCCUAUCUCACUAUUUCUCGAAAUUCAAGCCCACUUACGAAACUCUUCAUCCAUGGUUUUGCAUGGGUGAUCAACAAAGUUGAUGAAUUUUUUAGAUUGCUGAUGAAUUUAAUCGAUGUGGGGUGUCGCGAAGAAAGAAAAAAAAUUAGGGUUCAUAAAGAAACGAUUUUUAUAUGUGAUUAGGGUUAACAACAAUCUGAAUUGAUUUUUGGGUUGAUUGCUUUGUAACACUAAAAGAUAUAUAUGGACGUAAAAGAACGCAAACCACAGAGGAUUUAUCAAGCUUGGAGAGGAAGCAAUACAUUCGUAUUCGGAGGAAGAUUGGUCUUCGGUCCCGAUGUAUCUCCUUUGUUUUUUUCCACGUUCUUAAUAGUCGGCCCUGCCUUUGCAUUUUGUGUAAAGAUCUCGUUUAUCAUCAAACAUCGGACGAACAGAAACGAAACUGCUCUCCCAUGGUGUUAUGUACUUACUGUGGCUAUACUUCUUACCAUAUUGGAUUUGUUCUUCUUGUUCCUCACAUCGAGUAGAGAUCCGGGAAUUAUUCCUAGGAAUACUAAACCACCCGAGUAUGACGAAACUUUCGAAAUCGACAGUACCCCUUCGAUGGAGUGGGUCAACGGGAGGACCCCACAUUUAAAACUACCUCGUACCAAGGACGUUUUCGUAAAUGGACACGCAGUGAAGGUGAAAUACUGCGAUACGUGUUUGUUGUAUCGCCCCCCUCGCGUAUCUCAUUGCUCGAUAUGUAAUAACUGUGUCCAGAGAUUCGAUCACCACUGCCCUUGGGUUGGCCAAUGCAUCGGUAUACGUAAUUAUAGGUACUUUUACAUGUUUAUAACAACAUCGACGGUCUUAUGCGUGUAUGUAUUCGUGGUUUCUUGGAUCAACCUUGUCCAAACGAAAGGCAAAGCCACGCGAGCUAUGUCGAGAGAUAUUUUAUCGGAUUUUCUUAUUGUGUACUGUUUUAUUGUUGUUUGGUUCAUUGGUGGACUUACGGUUUUCCACUUUUAUCUGAUUAGCACUAAUCAGACUACGUACGAGAAUUUUAGGUACCGGUAUGAUAGGAAAUCGAAUCCGUAUAACAAAGGGAUAAUCGAGAAUUUUCGAGAAGUGUUUUUCUCAAAAAUUCCGCCAUCAAUGCACGAUUUUCGAGCGUUUGUUAAGGAAGAUGACAUCAUGGCAAUUGAAGCCACAGACGAUGAUGUGGCGAAAGGAAAAAUCGAUAUUGAAAUGGGGAAUAAGUUUGAUGAUGAGGGCGAUAACGUCCUUUCGCUUCCGAAGAUUUUACGAGGUGUAGAAUUUGAGGGCAUCGAGGACAUUCUGGAACACGAGGGAGGGAGCGAAAGAGCCGAUUCGGAUAGGUUUGUGGUUCGUGUUGAAGUUGUGGCUAAUGCAGAGGAGAAAAAUGCCAUGGUAUAA
Erythranthe guttata (spotted monkey flower) is the source of this 1669-nucleotide messenger RNA. RefSeq names its product putative protein S-acyltransferase 4. Gene Ontology annotation, biological process: peptidyl-L-cysteine S-palmitoylation; protein targeting to membrane. NCBI's taxonomy places the organism in Eukaryota, Viridiplantae, Streptophyta, Magnoliopsida, Lamiales, Phrymaceae. The record is from RefSeq and is a predicted model, not a curated record. Gene Ontology annotation, cellular component: Golgi apparatus; endoplasmic reticulum. Gene Ontology annotation, molecular function: protein-cysteine S-palmitoyltransferase activity.